AUGCUAUCAAAGUCUGCCAACACGUUUUUAUUUAUAUCUGACUUUCACUCUAUACUUUAUUGUUGCCUCUCUUUGCAUCCUCUCUUCUCUCUCUCUCUCUCUCUCUCUCUCUCUCUCUCUCUCUCUCUCUCUCAACAGUUAAAUUUGAAGUUCAUGAGGAAGGGGGAGAGAAUUCAUGAAUUGUGGUUCUUAUCCCCCACUCUUUCUCUAUCUAUCAAUCUACCUAUUUCUAUUUGUAUCCCCCCCACCUCUUUCUCUAUCUAUCAAUCUACUUAUUUCUAUUUGUAUCCCCCACCUUUUCCUCCAUCUAUCAAUCUACUUAUUUCUAUUUGUAUCCCCGACCUUUUCCUCCAUCUAUCAAUCUACUUAUUUCUAUUUGUGUCCCCCCCUCUUCCUCCAUCUAUCAAUCUACUUAUUUCUAUUUGUCCCCCCUUCUCUUCCUCCAUCUAUCAAUCUACCUAUUUCUAUUUGUAUCCCCCCCACCUCUUCCUCAAUCUAUCAAUCUACUUAUUUCUAUUUGUAUCCCCCACCUUCCUCCAUCUAUCAAUCUACUUAUUUCUAUCUGUAUCCCUAACCUCUUCCUCCAUCUAUCAAUCUACCUAUUUCUAUUUGUAUCCCCGACCUUUUCCUCCAUCUAUCAAUCUACUUAUUUCUAUUUGUAUCCCCCACCUCUUCCUCCAUCUAUCAAUCUACUUAUUUCUAUUUGUAUCUCUAACCUCUUCCUCCAUCUAUCAAUCUACCUAUUUCUAUUUGUAUCCCCCACCUCCUCCAUCUAUCAUCUAUCAAUCUAUCAAUUAUUUUAUUUGUCCCCCACCUCUUCCUCCAUCUAUCAAUCUACUUAUUUCUAUUUGUAUCCCCCACCUCUUCCUCCAUCUAUCAAUAUACUUAUUUCUAUUUGUAUCCCUAACCUCUUCCUCCAUCUAUCAAUCUACUUAUUUCUAUUUGUAUCCCCCCACCUCUUCCUCCAUCUAUCAAUCUACUUAUUUCUUUUGUAUCCCCACCUCUUCCUCCAUCUAUCAAUCUACUUAUUUCUAUUUGUAUCCCCCACCUCUUCCUCCAUCUAUCAAUCUACUUAUUUCUAUUUGUAUCCCCCACCUCUUCCUCCAUCUAUCAAUCUACUUAUUUCUAUUUGUAUCCCCCACCUUUUCCUCCAUUUAUCAAUCUACUUAUUUCUAUUUGUAUCGCCCACCUCUUCCUCCAUCUAUCAAUCUACUUAUUUCUAUUUGUAUCCCCCACCUCUUCCUCCAUCUAUCAAUCUACUUAUUUCUAUUUGUAUCCCCCCACCUCUUCCUCCAUCUAUCAAUCUACCCAUUUCUAUUGUAUCCCCCACCUUUUCCUCCAUCUAUCAAUCUACUUAUUUCUAUUUGUAUCCCUCCACCUCUUCCUCCAUCUAUCAAUCUACUUAUUUCUAUUUGUAUCCCUCCACCUCUUCCUCCAUCUAUCAAUCUACUUAUUUCUAUUUGUAUCCCCCCACCUCUUCCUCCAUCUAUCAAUCUACUUAUUUCUAUUUGUAUCCCCCCACCUUUUCCUUCAUCUAUCAAUCUACUUAUUUCUAUUUGUAUCCCCCCACCUUUUCCUCCAUCUAUCAAUCUACUUAUUUCUAUUUGUAUACCCCACCUCUUUCUCCAUCUAUCAAUCUACUUAUUUCUAUUUGUAUCCCCCCACCUCUUCCUCCAUCUAUCAAUCUACCCAUUUCUAUUUGUAUCCCCCCACCUUUUCCUCCAUCUAUCAAUCUACCUAUUUCUAUUGGCCUACACAUUAAUCUAUCUUUUAGCUAUACUAUUGUCUUUAUCUUUCUUUCAUAAUUGA
Messenger RNA from Acanthosepion pharaonis, 1809 nucleotides. NCBI's taxonomy places the organism in Eukaryota, Metazoa, Mollusca, Cephalopoda, Sepiida, Sepiidae. The record is from the annotation of a GenBank genome assembly.